GCCCAACCAACCCAGUGGAAAUGUAAAACUUUGAUGAGGCCUGUUGAGUUGUCCAACGACCAACACUGAACCCACCAAAUUUCCAUACCAAUUCAUUGUUUCUCUCUCUCUCUCUCAAAACUCCCAAUUUUUUUUCCUCUUCUGAUUCCAUUCCAUUCAGCUCUCUACAAAAUGUCAAACUACACACGGGAGUCACACACUGUAGAAACUCCUGAUGGGGUCAAGCUCAGCACAAGAGUUUUCAAACCAAAAGAAGAGAUCAAAGACAACAACCUAGUCAUAGUUCUUGUCCAUCCAUACUCUGUCUUGGGUGGCUGUCAGGCUCUUUUAAAGGGGAUGGCUUCUGGGUUAGCUGACAAAGGUUACAGGGCUGUUACUUUUGACAUGAGAGGAGUUGCAGGGUCAACUGGAAGCGCUUCUCUUACAGGUUUUGCUGAAGUUAAGGAUGUUGUUGCUGUCUGCAAUUGGGUUUCUCAAAAUCUUUCUUCUGACAAGAUCUUGUUGGUGGGUUCUUCUGCAGGAGCGCCAAUUGCAGGUUCUGCAGUUGAUCAAAUUGAGCAAGUUGUGGGCUAUGUGAGUCUGGGGUACCCUUUUGGCAUGAUGGCCUCAAUCCUUUUCGGACGGCACCACAAAGCCAUCCUACAAUCCCCAAAACAAAAACUCUUUGUCAUGGGAACUCGGGAUGGAUUUACCAGCGUCAAACAGCUGAAGAACAAGCUGCAAUCUGCAGCAGGACGCAAUGAAACACAUUUGAUCGAAGGAGUUAGUCACUUUGAAAUGGAAGGCCCAGCUUAUGAUGCUCAGAUGGUGAAUCUUAUCCUUGAAUUUAUUGCUUCCUUGACCUUGUAGGGCAAGCAGACAGUUCUUAGACUAAUGCUUGGUGGAUUGCUGUGAAAAUUUGCCGCCUUAAAACUCUGUUAUUGGUUUUGUAUAUGCUGAUUUUUAUA
Theobroma cacao (cacao) is the source of this 947-nucleotide messenger RNA. RefSeq names its product alpha/beta-Hydrolases superfamily protein. The record is from RefSeq and is a predicted model, not a curated record. Gene Ontology annotation, molecular function: hydrolase activity. NCBI's taxonomy places the organism in Eukaryota, Viridiplantae, Streptophyta, Magnoliopsida, Malvales, Malvaceae.